AUGUCGAUUCCUCAAAUUAGUGCUACGGAAAGUGAUGUGUUGAUGGCUUUGUUACUUCGAAACAAACAAUGGGGCGUAGUGCCUGAACGAGGCAGCAUGACAGCCCAACACUUUAGGUAUCUGUUAAGGCUGAUGAAAAGGAGGCUGCUUGCAUUUACCAUGGAUCAUAUUGACUUUGUGAAGAUUAUCUUUUUUUGGAAGAAGCAAUACUUCACUAUCAAGGCUAUGUUGAAGACGAGGAUGUUUUCUUGGGGCUCGGCUGACUUGUACGUCAUCGAUAGGCAAAUCGCUGGAGUGCGUGACUACGUAGUGGCAAACAAGUUUGCUAGAAUCUGGUGCAUUGAUCCAUGUCCUUUGUUCGAGAAAAUGAUGGAGAUUUUUGACAACAUGUCCCCGGAAGAGCUGAUUGAAAGGGUGGGCUCUUGUUCAGGUGGUGAUCCAGCAGAAGACAUAGAGGUUAUCAAUGUUUUUGAUUAA
Messenger RNA from Ilex paraguariensis (yerba mate), 477 nucleotides. NCBI's taxonomy places the organism in Eukaryota, Viridiplantae, Streptophyta, Magnoliopsida, Aquifoliales, Aquifoliaceae. The record is from the annotation of a GenBank genome assembly.